Messenger RNA from Drosophila virilis, 750 nucleotides. It is a transcript of the gene NPF, whose product is annotated as neuropeptide F. The record is from RefSeq and is a predicted model, not a curated record. Lineage: Eukaryota; Metazoa; Arthropoda; Insecta; Diptera; Drosophilidae.
GAUUCGUUUACCAUUUACCUUCGGUCGUUGGUUCCACCCGCUGCCUGUUGUUGACUAGCUCCUGAGCUCACCAAUUGCUUCCAUACAACACACCGUUGACCUAUUGCCACUUGUUCGGCAGUUUCCGGUCAUCAUUCAUAAUUCUGCAUUCGAGGCAUCAGGUACUUGUUGCGCCACUGGACAACGUUGCACGCAACAGACGAUUGCAAAUUUAAUUAUCCACUUGUCAAUACUCACCAGUUAAAGGUAAUCGCAUCAUGUCCCAAACAAUGCGCUGCACUUUGGUUGUCUGCGUGGCACUGGCUCUCUUUGCCGCUGGCUGCAACGUGGAGGCAUCCAAGGCGCGGCCGCCGCGCAACAAUGAGAUCAGCACCAUGGCGGAUGCAUUAAAGUAUCUGCAGGACCUCGACGUCUACUAUGGCGACAGAGCACGCGUGAGAUUUGGAAAGCGCGGCUCUGUAAUGCAGGCAAUUCGCAAUCGAGUACUUGAAAAUGGCAUCAACAGCUACAAUAAUGAAAAUAUCAAUGACAACGGCGGUGAAUUGAUACACGUCGCUGGUGAAGAUGAAAUGUUUUAAUGAUUGAGCGAAGAGAGAGUAUAAGGUUUAGGAUCUUGUUGCAUCAGUUUGGAGCAAUAGUUUAAAUGUAUACAACAAUUUCUGGUAGCAAAAAUACCAAAAAAUACUUAAAAUAUGAAUGUUAAAUUAAACUUAAAUGUUCAUUGCAAAAUACCCAUGAAUAUAUGGUAAA